Molecule: messenger RNA, 1006 nt
Organism: Prorocentrum cordatum
Lineage: Eukaryota; Dinophyceae; Prorocentrales; Prorocentraceae
Source: the annotation of a GenBank genome assembly
GGUCCGCUUGCAGUUAUAGAAGAUGUCUCGUUCCAUCAGGCCGCCACAGCCCAGUUCGCCGCAGCCCAGGCCGCCGCAGCCCGGGCCGCCGCAGCCCGGCCCGCCGCAGCCCAGGCCGCCGCAGCCCAGCUCGCCGCAGCCCAGCUCGCCGCAGCCCCGGCCGCCGCAGCCCGGGCCGCCGCAGCCCGGGCCGCCGCAGCCCGGGCCGCCGCAGUGCGGGCCGCCGCAGCGUGGGCCGGCGCAGCGCGGGCCGCCGCAGCGCGGGCCGCCGCAGCGUGGGCCGGCGCAGCCGACGCCGGCGCAGCCGAGGCCGCCGAAGCACAGCCCGUCGCAGCCCAGGCCGCCGCAGCCCAGGCCGCCGCAGCCCGGCCCGCCGCAGCCCAGGCCGUCGGAGCCCAGGCCGUCGGAGCGCAGGGCGCCGCAGCACAGGCCGCCGCAGUGCGGGCCGCCGCAGCGCAGGCCGCCGCAGCGUGGGACGCCGCAGCGCGGGCGGACGCAGUGUUGGCCGCCAUCGCAGUGCCGGUCGCGAUCCUGGCAGCCGCUGCGGCAGCUUCGCAGCUGGUGCCAGAGAGGGACGUGGACGAGGCUGCCUUCGUGCCUGGGCAGGCCGUGAAGAUUCUGGGGCUGACCAAGAUGCCGCAGCUGAACGGCGAGCGGGGGGAGGUGCUUCCCGCCGGCGGGGGCUCCACGGCCGCGAGCCCGCCGGGCACAGUGAAGGUCAGGCUCAGCUCGGGCGACGAGGUGGCCGUGAAGCCCUCGAACCUGGAGCUGGUGGAGGGGCCCACGGCGGCAGCGGCCGCGCCCGCGCCGGCGGAGGCGGCGCCGGCCGAGGGCCCGCCCGAGCCAGCGGCGGAGGGCGCGCAGCCCGCCAAGGGCGCGCCCGAGCUGGCGGCGGAGCCGGCCCGCGCCUGGUCGAAGGCGUCGGCGAUGGCGCCUCCGCCGCCGGGCGGGGGCGCGGAGGAGGAGCAGGGCGAGGCCGAGCUCUCGAAGGCGGAGGCUGCGAGGA